UCUUGAGAACACAGAUUGAACGUUCCAGAUAAUCCCUUUCCCAGCCCUGCCUGACAUCUGGCUGGGUUGGGGGGGGGGGAGUACUUUUUACCUGAACUUCUUGGGACCUGGCUAGGGUUUAGGAGAGAACUCUACCCACCUGUCUGAGGAUGAAGCUGGCCACUGGCUUUGCGAUUUUGUGGCUCAGCCUGGGCAGUGGCCUGGCUCAGAGUAACACCAGCCCUGAGGAAGAGGAGUCCUAUUCAGACUGGGGCCUUCGGCACAUCCGGGGAGGCUUUGAGUCCAUCAAUAGCUACUUUGACUCAUUUCAGGAGCUUCUGGGAGGAAAGAAUGGAGUCUGCCAGUACAGGUGCCGAUACGGCAAGGCACCAAUGCCCAGACCCGGCUACAAGCCUCAGGAGCCCAAUGGCUGCAGCUCCUAUUUCCUGGGUCUCAAGGUACCAGAAAGUAUGGACUUGGGCAUCCCAGCAAUGACCAAGUGCUGCAACCAGCUGGAUGUCUGUUAUGAUAUUUGUGGUGCCAAUAAGUAUCGCUGUGAUGCAAAAUUCCGCUGGUGUCUCCACUCAAUCUGCUCUGACCUUAAGCGGAGUCUGGGCUUCGUCUCCAACGUGGAAGCCUGUGAUUCUCUGGCUGACACUGUGUUCAAUACUGUAUGGACCUUGGGCUGCCGACCCUUCAUGAAUAGUCAGCGAGCAGCUUGCAUCUGUGCAGAGGAGGAGAAAGAAGAAUUAUGAGGAAAAGGUGACAGCCCAGCCAUCAGCUCAGAGAUGGCAGUGUGACAGGUGUCUCAUCCUUUCUUCCAGAAGUUGGGAUCCCACAAAGCAGGAGAAAGGAAACAUUGUUCUACCACUGAAAAGUGAGUCCUAUCCUUUGAGGAAAAUUGAAAAAAAGGCAUGGAGUGAUUUGAAGGCUAUCUUCACUUUAACACUGAUCUCCCCAACCAAGACACAUUUACCUGGAAAUUCAUCUUAGCUUAAAGACUAAAAUACAAGCAAAUUCUGUAAUUCCUGGAACUGAUAAUUAUAUUCACAAGUGAAAUUUGGAGGAAUCCAGCCAUUUAAGAGGCAUUGACUUUCCUGUGGCUUGUGUUUCAGUUGCUGGUAAGCAUCUCACAUUUAAUAAAGUGUACUUUUUAGAAAAUUUGAAACCAGGUGAAUGAAUUCCAUGAUUGCCCUAUGCUUCCAUUAUCACUCAGAAGAGACCAGAGCCCAGCCUGGUUAAGGUCCUCUAAUGACAACAAUUACUCCCACUGAAGAGAGAAAAACAGGUGGACAAGGUCAGAGGCCAAUGGAGGCAAAGGUCAGAUGGAGGUAGUUCUCUGAGAUUUCAUUUUUUCCUCCAAUGUCCAACCCUAUUAGUAUUCCCUGUUACUAAGUCGUGUUAGAGUCAUGCUAAGAUUUGAAACACACGAGAAUCGCCUAAGCCCAGGAGUUGGAGGUUGCUGUGAGCUGUGAUGCUACAGCACUCUACCAAGGGCGACAGAGUGAGCCUUUGUCUCUAGAAAAAAAAAAAAAAAAAGAGUUGAAACACACUUAGUGAGGGUUACCAGUGGGGAAAGUGGAUUGCAGGGAGACAGUCAUUCCUUAACUUGCUGCUCUCAGCCCUGACUAUAGAUUAGAAUCACUUGAGGGCCUUUCAAAACAAACCAAUAAAGAAUUUUGGGAAGGUGGGGUGAUGCUACAACUGGCAUUUUGUAAAUUCAUUUCAGGUGAUUCUGAUGCAUAGUGAGGCCUGAGAGCCACUGAUCCUGAUUGGGAAUUGGCCAACUACGUCUUGUGGGGCCAAACCCAGCCCAGAGCCUAUUUUUGUACAGUUUUACUGGGACGCAGCCCCGCUCACAGUUGUUUACAUAUCAUCUCUGGUUCCUCUAAAACGGCAGAGCUGAGUAGUUGUGACAAAGACCGUAUGGCCCAGAGAGCCUACAAUAUUUACCACUUGGUCUUUUACAGAAAAAUUUGCUGACCUCUGAUCUAAAUAAUUUUCUCCUUUCCCUUUCUUUUGUUAAUUUUACU
Molecule: messenger RNA, 2012 nt
Organism: Nycticebus coucang (slow loris)
Lineage: Eukaryota; Metazoa; Chordata; Mammalia; Primates; Lorisidae
Gene: PLA2G12B
Product: phospholipase A2 group XIIB
Exons: 4
Coding region: 150-734 (194 amino acids)
Biological process (GO): phospholipid metabolic process; lipid catabolic process; cholesterol homeostasis
Cellular component (GO): extracellular region
Molecular function (GO): A2-type glycerophospholipase activity; calcium ion binding
Source: RefSeq, a predicted model, not a curated record